CUUUCUUUUGCGUCACUCUGAUUGUAUCGAACAAGUGGUCGGUCUCUCAUCAAAUUUGAUUUCAUCGUCGUCGUCACUCGCCAAAUCAGAAAUCGUCUUCCUCGUUCGUAUCGUUUACUCAGCUUUUUCCCAUCUUCUUCUUCUUCUUCGCAUCUGCAUUAUUCUUUCAUUUCCUGCUCCAAUCUUCCUCCAUGAAUUCCUGUAGCUUAGGAGCUCCUAGAGUUAGAAUUUCUGCAACAAGUUUCAGUAGAUUAAGAUGUGGAAACUUUCUGAUACCCAACAAUCAAACACUUUUUAUUGACCAAAGCCCCAUCAAGAAUCUGAGUCAGAGGACGACGACUCUGCGAUCUGUGAAAGCUAUCCAAUUGUCUACUGUCCCACCUGCAGAAACACAAGCUAUUGCAGACGUAGAAGAUUCUGAAGAGACCAAAUCAACUGUUGUGAAUUCUCAGCUUAUUCCCAACUCCUCUGAGGUGGAAGCACUUAUCAGUGAAAUCACUGAUUCCACAUCAAUUGCAGAAUUUGAACUGAAACUGGGAGGUUUCCGCCUGUAUGUAGCAAGGAAAUUAGCUGACCAAAGUAGUCCACUGCCUCAGCAAAUUCCGCCUGUGGUUGCUGCAAGCGCAACUCCUGAGGGGGUUCAUACUAAUGGCUCAGCCACUUCUUCGUCAUUGGCUAUCACAAAAACAUCAACUUCUUCGGCAGACAGGCCACAAACACUUGCUAACAAAGCUGCUGAUCAGGGUUUAGUGAUUCUCCAAUCUCCAACGGUCGGUUAUUUCAGGAGAUCCAAGACCAUUAAAGGGAAACGCACUCCUACAAUCUGUAAAGAGAAAGACAUAGUGAAAGAAGGUCAAGUUCUAUGCUACAUUGAACAACUUGGUGGCCAAAUCCCAGUUGAGUCUGAUGUUUCCGGUGAGAUUGUCAAAAUACUCCGCGAAGAUGGCGAGCCUGUAGGAUACAACGAUGCUCUCAUCACAGUUCUUCCUUCAUUUCCAGGCAUCAAGAAGCUUCAGUAAGAACUGAUUUUGGCUUUAAUUGUGUUUGUGCUUUGUGUAUUUUGCUUCUUUGUUUUUUUUUCUCCACAGACAAAAAUCUUUGUCCUUACCAUUACCUUUUUUUUUACCAUUAAAACUUUUUUGUUUACCAUUGAUAUUAGAACAUUUCAUUCUUAUA
Arabidopsis lyrata subsp. lyrata is the source of this 1176-nucleotide messenger RNA. Its product is annotated as biotin carboxyl carrier protein of acetyl-CoA carboxylase. The record is from RefSeq and is a predicted model, not a curated record. The coding region runs from base 192 to 1019 and encodes 275 amino acids. NCBI's taxonomy places the organism in Eukaryota, Viridiplantae, Streptophyta, Magnoliopsida, Brassicales, Brassicaceae. The transcript has 9 exons.